AAUAAAAAAAAGGGGAAAGAAAAGAAACAUAUUCGUUACAACAAGCAGCAUAAAUAAGAACAGCAGAACACACAGAUAUAGCUGCUGCCAGCAUGUCCAGCGCCACGCAUAUGGCUCUGCCGGCGCAUGCCGUGGUGCCCGGCACUCCACCCAUCAUCAUGAGCAGCAGCAUUAGCGGCAGCAGCAGCAGUACGCCAGCAAUUCUGGGCCAGCCGCUGGGGAAGCGCGGCCACAAGCGGUCUGUCUCGCUGGAGAAUAAUGCGCCGCUGCCGUUGCGCAGCACUCCCAGCCUGUGCAGUGUUCAGGCGCAGACGACGCCACAGCCACAGCCCUCGUAUACGGGCACACUAAAGUCGCGCAACGAGCAGCGACGCCUGAGCCAAAAAUAUGGUAGUCAUAAUAAUCUAGACGAUGACUAUGGAGGUUCGGCAACAGUGACGCCCCAAUCGCGUCUAAAAUUUCAAAAUAUACGACAAAUGUUCGAGCUGAGUCGCAAUUGUGGCACGGCGGGCGGGGAGGGCGGCAAGGCGGAUGAAGUGACGCUGCAAUCGCUGCCAACAGUUCUGACACAGCAGCAGCAGCAACAACAACAACAACAGCAACAGUACUGUGCAGGCGAGCCCAACGAACAGUCCGGCGGCAAUUUUUUGCGGCCAAUUGCUUUCAAGCCCAUACCCUUUGAACCGGACUAUCGCAUUGCCCAGCAUCAACUCCAACACCAACACCAGCAACAGCAACAACAGCAGCAGCAACAACAACAGCAACAGAAUGUAGAGCAGCAGCAGCAGCAGCAGCAGCAACAACAACAACAGCAGCUGCAACAACAACAACAACUCAAUCCAGCUUCACAUUUGCACUCCGAACUGAACAGUGAACGCUACGGCUAUGGUUCAACACCAUCGCUGGCACCUGUGCAGACGUCCGCGCACAAAUUCGGAAGCAUCAACGAUUUGCGUCCGCAUGGAGGCUCGCUCGGGGGGCCCGCUCAUGCCGCUCUGGGUCUGAUGGGCAGUGGCUAUAAUGGUUACGGCAAUAGCCUGAAGCCACGUCGUGGACAUCGUGGGUAUCGGGCACAGUUUCGUUGCAGCAGCAACGACGACAGCACGGAGUCCAUUGCUCUGACAAACGAGGGCAUGGCCAAGGGGAAUGGCCAUAAUGGCGGCAACAACAACAACAACAACAACAUUAACAACAACAGUAAUGGCAAUGCCAAUCCAAAUCAUAAUACCAGCAACAACAACAACAACAAUAACAAUGGAGCUAUCAAGUACCAAUGCGAGCUGACACCCUCACCGAGCGAUUCGGGUAUCUCGGAUUUGGAGGCAGCCCUCAAGGAUCGCGAUUCGGAACUCUCUUAUUUGAGACACACCAUGGAACACAAUGAGAAAGAUAAGGAAGUGUAUUGGGAACACGAGACGCAACGCCUGAAACACUUCUAUGAGGGGCAGCAGCGUGAGUAUUUGUUGAAAUUCAAGAAAAUGGAGCAACUACUGGCCCUGCAGCAAUUCCAAUUGAAACAACACAAGUUGAGGCAAAGCGAACAGCUCCAUAAAUUGCGGGAGCAAUUGGCUUCCGUGCAGCAGGAAUUGGAGCUGGUCAGAUGCAGCAAUCGGAGUCUGAAGCAGACCGAGCAGCAGUUGCAGGAGACAACAUCCUCUUUGAACCGGCAACUAGGCGAGGCUCAUCAAACGAUAGCCGCGCUGCGCACUCAGCUGGAGGAUAGCGAAUGGAAGGUUUGUGAGCGGAACGGAGAGAUAGCUUUACUGAAGACGCAGCUGAAAGAAGCGCAUCUUGAAAUCAACAUGAAGGAUCAUGCAAUUGUCAAUUUGAAGCAAAACAGCAAUCACAGCAAUAAUCAUCAUCAUCAUCAUCCUCAUGAGAACACAUCCUCGUACCAAAGUCAACCAAAGCCCAAGGCGGAGAGCUCGGAGCCGGAACAACAACAACAACAACAGCAGAAACAACAACAGCUGCAUACAAUAAUUGCACUGAAAGAUGACGUCAUCAGCGCUCUCACCAAUGAAUUGGCCAAAUUGAGGAAGGAACUCUCCGACCUGGCCAUUGCCCAUGAGUAUGGAGAGGAGCCAUGCGGUCGCUAUACUCGCCUCAAACAGCAGCUGGACAACCUAAACGAGAUCUGCCAGAAGACGCGCAAAUAUGCUCAAGCAACGCCGGGAAUUGCGUCGAAUGCUCCGCAGCUGGACGCGAUUAUGCAACGCCUUCAGUUGGCGAACAGUCUGGAUCAGGGGAAGCAGUCGCAGCAAACGCUCGACACACUGAUCGAGGAGUCCACCACCUAUGCCGAGGAUAUUGCUAAGCUUAGGCAGAAGCUCGACGAUUUCCGCAUUAAUCUGGAGCUGGAGAAGCGACAGUGGUGUGCCGAAAAGGAUAAGGUGCUCAGCUAUCAGAAACAAUUGCAGGCCCACUACAUACACAUGUAUCAGAAGCUGCGAUGUCUGGACAAUGCAACGACAAUUACGACAAGUGGGGUGCCACCAAAUGUGGCGGUAGCAACAGCUACGAAGGCCCGGGAGACGGCCAAUGUGAGCUGAGCUGAAUGGUGCUGGGAGGAUUUCUUUUAAUUUUUUUUUUAUUUGUUUUUUGCUUUUUUUUUUACCACAAUUCAGCCCCGAGGGCAGAAUGUUAUUCCUUUUUUGUGUUUCUUAUGAAAUCGACGAAUUUAUUUUGCAAUUUUUCAUUUGAAGGACAACCAUUUCGAUCGAUCGAGCGAAUAAAUCUUUCUUCUGACAGACAAGUAGUUUGCGCACAAACUCAUCUUAAUUGCCACACAAAAUCGUUGUCAAUUGGUCUUUUCUUUCACCUUAGGACUGGCUUCACUGUAACACACUCUCUUGUUUUUAUUGCAAAUAGUGUGACCGUAUUUUGAGAAGCUUGUUCACCUUAUUAAAAAAAAAUGCAUU
Scaptodrosophila lebanonensis is the source of this 2921-nucleotide messenger RNA. RefSeq lists its product as uncharacterized. The record is from RefSeq and is a predicted model, not a curated record. NCBI's taxonomy places the organism in Eukaryota, Metazoa, Arthropoda, Insecta, Diptera, Drosophilidae. Bases 93 to 2552 code for a protein of 819 amino acids. The transcript has 7 exons.